UUGAGGACUUCUUUUCACAAUAUCAUAGCCAUCCAACCGAAUUAUCAAAAGAUCAUACAUUCAUUGCGAACCCGCAACAAAACGGACAUCUAGUCCAUUUCAUACGUACAAUAGCCGCUUUCGACUUCACUGAGAUGCCCCAUUGGCCAACAAAUCUCAUCAUGCAGGGUGUCGGCAUCAAUUCAUCGGCGAUGCUCCCUGACCUGUCUUUAAACACGCUGAAUCAGGCCGGAGGCGACGAAAGCAAUAAAUACCCUUUGCCAACAUCAUUCGAGCCAUGGGAUUACACACAGUUGACAGAGGGUGGUACAGCCAUGGAUCCAAGUCUGCUGAGCUCUCCCACAUCUUCCAAUUUAAUAAGCGAACAGGACAAUCAAUUUCUGAUGUUCCCGAUGGACGAAUCGCCAAUCAUAUCUAACGCCUCAUUUAACAAUUCAAAUACCCAUACAAAACAACCGACUCAGUCUAUAAUCGGCAAAAAGCGAAGUACAGUCAGAAAUCAGAAGCGCAAGAGAGGGCCGCAAAAUUCCCGCCAUUGGACGGAAAAGAAAGAACAGACUAAGCAGCGUAACCGGGUGGCCGCGUCCAAAUGCCGACAGAAGAAGAGGGAAAUGGUGGACGAGCUGAAGGAACAAAGUUCAAGUCUUGAAGCGCAAAACAAUAAUCUCCAUGAUGAAUAUGAGCGGCUUCGCAAGGAGAUUGGCCAAGUGAAGUCCGAUUUGAUGCACCAUACAGAGUGCAACGAUGAUAACAUUAAUCAGUGGAUUUCGAACGAAGCCAAAACUUACGUGGAUAAGCUUGUCGAGGAUGGGGAGCGACGGCGGAUGGGGAGCCUCAGCAGCUCAGAUGCUAUUGAAGAUACCGAAAGUGCCCAAGCGGGUUUGCCCUUCGGGGUGCCAAGAACGCCGUCCAGGGACAAUCACCUGGGGUUAUGAAUAGGCAGAGAGAUGUUGGCCCAUCUCCAUGUCCUCGUUCCCAAUUCGUAUCUUCAAUCAUCCAUUCCCGCGGCAGACGGAGACGUACGCAAUUUCCUGCAAUUUUGUACUGUCAAAUAGCGGCAAAACAAAUAAAGCUCAAUAUAAUCAUGUGCGAAAAUAUUUCCAAUGGGCGAGAUGCUUGCUUCCCUUUAAGCAGAUAUUCUCAAGUCCCCGAAAAAAAUAUCCUUG
Molecule: messenger RNA, 1166 nt
Organism: Trichoderma asperellum CBS 433.97
Lineage: Eukaryota; Fungi; Ascomycota; Sordariomycetes; Hypocreales; Hypocreaceae
Biological process (GO): regulation of transcription by RNA polymerase II
Molecular function (GO): DNA-binding transcription factor activity, RNA polymerase II-specific; cAMP response element binding
Source: RefSeq, a predicted model, not a curated record